Molecule: messenger RNA, 933 nt
Organism: Aquila chrysaetos chrysaetos
Lineage: Eukaryota; Metazoa; Chordata; Aves; Accipitriformes; Accipitridae
Product: vacuolar protein sorting-associated protein 29-like
Exons: 4
Coding region: 36-581 (181 amino acids)
Biological process (GO): retrograde transport, endosome to Golgi; intracellular protein transport
Cellular component (GO): retromer complex; endosome
Source: RefSeq, a predicted model, not a curated record
GUAACGGAGCGGCCGGAGCUGUGUGGAGGAGCAGGAUGUUGGUGUUAGUAUUAGGGGACCUUCACAUCCCACACCGGUGCAGUGGUCUACCGGUGAAGUUCAAGAAGCUGCUGGUUCCGGGAAAGAUUCAGCACAUCUUGUGUACAGGAAACCUCUGCACCAAGGAGAGCUAUGACUACCUCAGGACUCUGGCUGGGGACAUCCAUGUUGUUAGGGGGGACUCUGAGAGCCUGAAUUAUCCUGAAGAGAAGGUUGUAACUGUCGGGCAGUUCAGAAUCGGGCUGAUUCACGGCCAUCAAGUUAUUCCCUGGGGCGAUGCAGCCAGCCUGGCACUGCUGCGGAGGCAGCUGGAUGUGGACAUUCUCAUCUCGGGACACACGCACAGAUUUGAAGCAUUUGAACAUGAAAACAAAUUCUACAUCAACCCGGGAUCGGCUACAGGAGCCUACAGUGCUUUGGAAAUGAACAUCAUCCCUUCGUUUGUGCUGAUGGACAUCCAGGCUUCCACAGUUGUGGCUUAUGUAUACCAACUAAUUGAGGGUGAUGUGAAAGUAGAAAGAAUUGACUUCAAGAAGUACUGAAUGAUGCUCAAACCUGCCCGUUGGCUUCUCCCCGCCUUGCAUUCCUUCUCUGUCCGGUGAAGUCGAAGGGGAGGCGGGCCACGGGGGGGUGCUGCUGCUGCGGCGUGCCGGGCUGUAGAGCAGCCGCAUCGCUCUAUUGCUCGUGAGCUUGUGAGAAAACGUUAGUCUUGGUUCCCAACGCGCAGGUGAAGCAGAAGAGACUGCUGAUUAAGAGGCCUGUGGAAAAUACCCUGUGUCUAAGGAGGAGCUGCUGUCUUCCUGGCCUAAGGGAGUCACAGCGGGUGGUGGUAGCUUGGCACCGAAGCUCUUCUGUAAGACAACGGACAUAGAAUAAUAAACUCCUUUCUUUGGG